Messenger RNA from Dioscorea cayenensis subsp. rotundata (Guinea yam), 1329 nucleotides. Its product is annotated as zinc finger BED domain-containing protein RICESLEEPER 2-like. The record is from RefSeq and is a predicted model, not a curated record. Lineage: Eukaryota; Viridiplantae; Streptophyta; Magnoliopsida; Dioscoreales; Dioscoreaceae. The transcript is spliced from 4 exons. Gene Ontology annotation, molecular function: protein dimerization activity; DNA binding. The coding region runs from base 1 to 1329 and encodes 442 amino acids.
AUGGUCUUAACAGCUCAUUUUAUUGAUCAUAAUUGGAGAUUGCAAAAGCGUGUUAUCAAUUUUGUUCGUCUUCCACCUCCUCGCCGUGGUGUUGAGAUUGCUGAUGGUAUCUUUAAGUGUUUGAAGGAGUGGGGAAUUGAGAACAAGGUUUUUACUAUCUCUGUUGAUAAUGCUUCAAGCAAUGAUGUGGCAAUCAGGAUUCUUAAAGACACAUUUUCAAGAACUAAAAGGUUGCUUUGUGGAGGAAAGUUAUUUCAUGUUCGUUGUUGUGCACACAUUCUUAAUCUCAUGGUGCAAGAUGGUAUUUCUGAAAUUGAAGAAAUAAUUGAAGAUAUUCAUGAAAGUGUGAAGUUUAUUAAUCAAAGUGAAGCAAGAUUGAAGUCAUUUUCUGAUAUUGUGCAACAACUACAAUUGUCGGAGAGAAAACUUAUUCUUGAUUGCAAGACACGUUGGAAUUCAACAUUUGAAAUGCUAUCAGUUGCAAUGAAAUUUAAAGAUAUUUUUCCAAUGUUCAAAGAUCGCGAAAUCCUUUAUCAUUGUUGCCCAUGCCCCGAAGAUUGGGAAAAGGUGGAUAAAAUAUGUGAGAUUUUAGAAGUGUUCAAUGCCAUCACAAAAAUUAUUUCCGGUAGUGAUUAUCCAACUUCUAAUUUGUUUCUCAAUGAAGUCUAUCGGGUGAAAAUGUUGCUAGACAAAAGGGUGAAUGAUGAAAAUGACUUUAUUCGAGCAAUGAUUGGCAAAAUGAAGGCUAAAUUUGAUAAAUAUUGGGGAGAAUGCAAUUUGCUCAUGUCCGUGGCCGCCGUCUUGGAUCCAAGAUGCAAAAUGAGGGUUGUUGAUUUCACUUUUGCAAGGAUGUAUUCCGAUAGAGAAGCAAGAGAAAAUAUUGCUAAAGUUCGAGAAGCUCUACAUGAGAUUUAUGAAAAAUAUGUUCGUGAAUAUCAAUAUGGCAAUGAGCAUAGUGGUGAAACUCCAAUGCAUAAUAAUGAUGAUGUUGGUACUAGUGGCAAAGGCUCGUCAGGAAAUCCUGAUCAAUUUAAUGCCUUAGAAUGGUGGAAGGGAAGUACUUUUAAAAAUAUCGCGAUCUUGUCUAGAAUGGCUCGUGACAUACUUGCUAUUCCUAUUACUACAGUUGGCUUUCAGAGGCUACUUUCAGUUGGUGGUGGUGGUGGUAAGAUUGUUGCACGGAGAUAUGUUUCUAUGAAGGCAUCUGGUUCUUUGGAGUCUGGAUAUGGUGUUGAUGAUGCAUUUAUGCUGGCUCAAGUGGGAGGUGUAGACGAGGAGGUUCGAUUUGUUGGUGAAGAUUAUCCUGAUAUAGGUGUUUCUGAUUUAUGA